Colias croceus (clouded yellow) is the source of this 750-nucleotide messenger RNA. RefSeq names its product proline-rich protein 4-like. NCBI's taxonomy places the organism in Eukaryota, Metazoa, Arthropoda, Insecta, Lepidoptera, Pieridae. The record is from RefSeq and is a predicted model, not a curated record. The transcript is spliced from 3 exons. The coding region runs from base 81 to 686 and encodes 201 amino acids.
GUUCCGACUUACCUGUCACUUUAGUAUAAAAUAGAUGGAGAAUUUAUUAUGACAUCAGUACACUACGAGCUGAAACUAAAAUGUACACUGUACAAGCAUAUAUUUUGUGUGCCAUUCUGGCGACAGGUUACGCGGGCAACCAGCAAUGGACACCAUACAACAAUAUGAACAUGCAAGCAUAUUUACAACAGCAAAUGCAACAACAACAUGACCAACAGUUUCAACCAAGCGAGUAUUCAGGUUAUGACGAAGGCAGUUCUGAUCACGGUGACUUCAAUUCAUACAAUGGCCACGAUUUACAACCACAUUCUUACCCAGUUCACCAACAUGUUGAAGAAGAAAACCCAGAAGAAAUAAAACAUUAUAAAGAGGUCGUAGUACCAAUUCACAAGAACGUAGAAUUCAAAAUAAACCAGCCCGUUUUGAUACCGGUACCACAUCCCGUACCGAUUCAUGUACCGGUACCGAAAGCGGUAGUUAUACCUAUUAUUAAAGAGGUAUCUAUACCUGUAGAGAAAUCUGUACCCUACCCUGUAGAGAGGACAGUUCAUGUACCAAAGAUCAAGGAAGUUCCCUUCGAAGUUGUCAAACAUAUUAUUGUACCGGUCGAAAAACCUGUACCUUUCAAAGUCCCAGUAUACGAAACUAUUAUACAUACGAAAAAGGGAUCCCAUAAAAUUCGUUGAUUAAUUUCAUUUGUUGUUAAAAAUAUCCCAUAUCUUUGUUAAUUGUUGUUGAUUGUUUUAUGUG